This is a messenger RNA of Scleropages formosus (Asian bonytongue), 1224 nucleotides long. It is a transcript of the gene akr1a1b, whose product is annotated as aldo-keto reductase family 1, member A1b (aldehyde reductase). Bases 175 to 1149 code for a protein of 324 amino acids. Lineage: Eukaryota; Metazoa; Chordata; Actinopteri; Osteoglossiformes; Osteoglossidae. Gene Ontology annotation, biological process: aldehyde catabolic process. Gene Ontology annotation, molecular function: alcohol dehydrogenase (NADP+) activity. The transcript has 9 exons. The record is from RefSeq and is a predicted model, not a curated record.
ACGACAGAGGGGGCGGUGUCUCAGACUUUUUCGCCCCCCAGUGUCCAGUCGGUGUGUGUGUGUUCGCACUCUGCGUGUGGCACAUCAUCCCUCGGAGCAGUAGCGGUACAGCGGUGGUUGGAACGCUUUUUCCAGAGUUGUUUUGGGACACUGCGACAGAUACACCAAGUCAGUAUGACUGACUUUGCCAUUCUGAGCACAGGGCAGAAGAUGCCCCUCAUUGGCCUUGGCACAUGGAAAAGUGAGCCUGGGAAGGUGAAGCAGGCUGUGAACUGGGCUCUGCAGGCUGGCUAUCGGCACAUUGACUGCGCUGCUAUCUAUGGCAAUGAGGUAGAGGUGGGGCAAGCACUAAAGGAAACACUGGGCUCAAACAAGGGAAUAAAACGAGAAGAUCUGUUUGUUACCUCCAAGCUGUGGAACACACAACAUCACCCUGAGGAUGUGGAACCAACCCUGAAAAAGACCCUAGAGGAACUGCAACUGGACUACCUUGACCUUUAUCUCAUCCACUGGCCCUAUGCUUUCCAACGGGGUGAUAUUCCGUUUCCCAAGAAGGAGGAUGGCACCAUACUUUAUGACAACAUUGACUACAAACUGACUUGGGCAACUAUGGAGGGCUUGGUUGAGAAAGGACUGGUGAAGGCUAUUGGGCUCUCCAACUUCAACAGUAGACAAAUUGAUGACAUUCUCUCUGUUGCCAAAAUCAAGCCAGUGGUUCUGCAGGUGGAGAGUCACCCGUACCUCACGCAGGUGGAGCUGCUUCAACACUGCCAGAAGCGAGGACUUGUGAUGACAGCAUACAGUCCUUUAGGCUCGCCAGACCGAACCUGGAAACACCCUGAUGAGCCUGUACUGCUAGAUGAGCCUGUAUUAGCCACACUGGCACUUAAAUACAACAAGACUCCAGCACAAGUUAUCCUACGAUGGCAAACCCAGCGUGGAGUGGUGACAAUUCCCAAAAGUGUGACAGAGUCUCGCAUCAAAGAGAAUAUCCAGAUUUUUGACUUUGCUUUGGACCCAGAAGAGGUGAACAAAGUGACAGCCUUAGAUAGAGGCUGGCGUUAUAUCAUCCCAAUGGUAACGGUUGAUGGGAAACGUGUGCCCAGGGAUGCUGGACAUCCUCACUAUCCAUUCAAUGACUCCUUCUGACCCCUUUGAAGUGUGCCUUCAGAGUCCCUUGAACCUCUACUGCCAGUUUUCUCUAAUAAAAGACUGUUAACUCCA